UUUGAGGGGGGACGUGUUGAUGGGACGGCACACCUGGGAAUGCGCAGCAAGGUCUGAUUCAGGAAAGCCUUUGAAAGGAAGUCUUUGGUGUGAAGGCUGUGCCUCCGGCAGGAGGAAGCCGGCUCCCCGACGCAGGCUGCAGGGGAAGGGGCGCGGGCUGCGAGGAGCUGGGGAGAGGCAUUUUCAAGGCAACCAGUUGGCCGCUUUGGAGGGAGACCCAGCACAGAGCCCUGAGCUGAGGACAGAGGUCAGGAGGUUGCGACCCGCUGGGGAAUAAAUGAGUCACCGGCCCCCGCGGGAGCCUGGUGCGCUGCCCCCCGGGCGCCUUGCGUGUUCUAAUGAGUAACAGAAGGUCUCCUGUACCAACAGGCCGCUGGCCACGGCCCCGGCCACUCUCUGCACAACCGAACUUGCUUCUCCUCCACCUCCUUACUGUGGCUUUGAACGGGCUGAGUUGCUGUGCACAUGCGUGCGGCCGGCCGGCCGGCCGAGGAGGCCUGGGCACUGGCGGCCGCCUCAGGACAGUCCCGCAGGACCAGCCGUGCCCCCUGCUGCACCGCCAGCCGAUCGCUGAGGUCCAGGCGGCCCGGCCCCGACGGAGCACAGCCAUCCAGGAAAUACAAGCGAAAAGAGAACAUGUUACGUCUGGAGCACGCUUGGUAAGGACCUGGCUAGCUGUGACAGUUGGCGCACUUCUGGGUGUGACGCCCUCCGCCAGCAGGGAUCUAUCUGGUUCGCGUCCAAACAUCCUUCUUCUGAUGGCGGACGAUUUCGGCAUUGGCGACAUUGGCUGCUAUGGCAACGACACCAUCAGGACUCCAAAUAUUGACCGCCUCGCACGAGAUGGUGUGAUGCUCACCCAGCACCUCGCGGCCGCGUCAGUGUGUACCCCAAGCAGGGCAGCUUUCUUAACGGGCAGAUACCCUCUUCGAUCAGGUAUGGUUUCCAGUAAUGGUUAUCGUGUUCUUCAGUGGACGGGAGUAUCUGGAGGACUUCCGACCAACGAGACAACAUUUGCAAAAAUAUUAAAGGACAGAGGCUAUGCCACUGGGCUAAUAGGAAAAUGGCACCUGGGUCUCAACUGUGAAUCUUCCAACGAUCACUGCCACCACCCUCUCAACCACGGAUUCGACCAUUUCUACGGAAUGCCGUUUUCCAUGAUGGGAGACUGCAUCCGCUGGGAAUUGUCAGAGAAGCGUGCAGGUAUGGAGUGGAAACUCAACGUCUGCUUCCAAAUCAUGGCCGUGGCUGCCCUCACGCUCACCGCUGGGAAACUCACCCACCUGACGUCAGGCUCAUGGACUCCGGUCAUCUGGUCAACCAUAGCUGCCAUCUUACUCUUCACGACCUCGUAUUUCCUGGGAGCCCUGAUUGUUCACGCAGACUGCUUUCUGAUGAGAAACCACACCAUCACUGAGCAACCCAUGCACUUUCCAAGGACGACGUCUCUUAUUCUCAAAGAGGUCUCGUCCUUCAUCCAAAGAAACAAGCAAACACCUUUCCUCCUCUUUGUGUCCUUUCUACACGUGCACACCCCUCUGAUCACCACCGAGAAGUUCCGCGGGAAGAGUGUCCACGGGCUGUACGGGGAUAACACGGAAGAGAUGGACUGGAUGCUGGGGAAGAUCCUUGAUACUUUGGACACGGAAGGCUUGACCAACAGCACCCUGGUUUAUUUCACGUCGGAUCAUGGGGGAUCUUUAGAGUCUCGACUCCGAAACAACCAGUAUGGCGGCUCAAAUGGAAUCUAUAAAGGUGGCAAAGGGAUGGGGGGCUGGGAAGGCGGGAUCCGCGUCCCGGGGAUCUUCCGGUGGCCUGGGGUGCUGCCGGUCGGCCGAGUGAUCCACGAGCCCACCAGCCUGAUGGAUGUUUUCCCCACCGUGGUCCAGCUGGGGGGCGGUGAGGUGCCCCAGGACAGGGUGAUUGAUGGCCGGGACAUGCUGCCCUUGCUGCUGGGGACAGCACAGCACUCGGAUCACGAAUUCCUGCUGCAUUACUGCGAGAAUUUUCUGCACGCAGUCCGCUGGCACCAACGUGACGGAGGAAGACUGUGGAAAGUCCACUACACGACCCCAGUGUUCCACCCACAUGGAGCCGGCGCCUGCUACGGGAGAGGGGUGUGCCCAUGCUUCGGGGACCAAGUGGCCCAUCACGACCCACCUUUGCUCUUCGACCUGUCCAGAGACCCCUCCGAGGCGCACGCCCUCACGCCGGACACGGAGCCCGCCUUUUACCGGGUGAUGGACACAAUCUCACGCGCCGUGGAAGAGCAUCGCCGGACGCUCAGGCCAGUCCCAGUGCAGCUGGACGCGCUGGGAAAUAUCUGGAAACCCUGGCUGCAGCCGUGCUGUGGCCCGUUUCCCCUCUGCUGGUGUGAUCGGGAAAACGGCCAAGCAUAAGCGCCUCCAGGGAGAACCAGGUCCCCCUUCCAGAUCCCUGCAUGUCUUUGCUGGUGUAAUUAAACCUCCCCUAGCGGGUUAAGUUAUCC
Molecule: messenger RNA, 2488 nt
Organism: Acinonyx jubatus (cheetah)
Lineage: Eukaryota; Metazoa; Chordata; Mammalia; Carnivora; Felidae
Gene: ARSL
Product: arylsulfatase L
Exons: 12
Coding region: 339-2399 (686 amino acids)
Molecular function (GO): arylsulfatase activity
Source: RefSeq, a predicted model, not a curated record